AUGACCGGCAGAAAAGGCUCAAGAAGCUCGGAGCAGCUGUUGGCCGUUGCAGCACUACUAACGCUAGUGUACGCCACAAAGUCAGCAUCAACAGCGGCCAUAACCGAUGCUGACACCGGCCCGGCACAAAUAACAAACGUCUGCAAGGAGGAGUUUUAUUUGUCUGAGCUGCGAAAAGAAAUCGCUGCAGGAAUCACCAGGCGACGAAGACAGAGACAGGACCUACUGAAGCUAGAGAGGAAGUAUAGGCUGGCUGCAACCAUGGCAACUCAACCCAACGACAGGUGCCUUUACUCCGCUUUAGCAGCCAAACUUGAGCAAAAAGCGGAGUCGGUACAACAGCAGGCCGAUAAGGCCGACGAUACAGCAACGACAGCAAUGGGGCUAAUCGACGAACAUGUAGGAAAGCUCAAGUACGCACAGAAACUACUGAAAACAAAAGCAGCCGUAGAUGCCACCGGCUACAGCCGAGCAGGAGACAGUAGCAACAUUUACCUAGAGUUAACUCGGGAGACAAUCGGCAACGGACGCUGCACAGCAAUUGACAGCUGGGGAAAAUUCAGCAGCGCACACACAGCGAUCGACGCGGCAAAGUUAACAGAAAUUAAGAUUACGCCAGACACAGAUCUAGCAACAAAAAUAUUCAAAGACAAAAUAACUAUUACCGGCUUCAACGGCUGCACAGCAUCCGCAGUAGCAAAAACAAGAACGUUCUCGAGUGUACUAAGCACCUGCACCGUUUCCGGCAGCGAAGCUGUAACCUAUGCGCGUAACAGCGCAGACUACUCUUACAGCACAAGCACAGCAGCGUUCUACAAAAAUCAUGACCCUGACCAAGGUUGCGAAGAUGCGACUGCAGCUGGCGAGGAGGGAGCAACGGCAGACAUCAAACUCCGUUAUGCAGUAUGCCUAGCCGUCAAAACUAUACAAACAGACGGGGGCAAGGUGCCACCCUUAAGUGGCAAAGCACUAAAAGGCGACAAACUAGUAACAAAUAUACUAAGAAACUGCCUACCCGCAUACCAAGCAGUAAGUAAGCCGUGGGACUCAGUCGAAGCAAAGGAUUUAAACGAUUUUAUCGAAUCAGCAUAUGGUGCAGACGACGGCAAAUUCAAAGAGAUUUUCGAUACCCCACUAGAUUCACGACAGAUAACCGUCAAACUGAAUGACAAAAGCGAAGACAAAGCACUAACUGCACUAGCAACAGCUAGCGAACGCAACGCAGCGACUAGCCAUAGCGGUGGUCAGCGGAACAAAAAAGAAAUUGAAACAUCAAAGAAACAACCAGCCGGUGCACCAGUUGCUUCCAAAGAAUCAGAAGAAAUAUGCAAGGACAAGGCACAAAAGGAGUGCAAAGAGGAAGAUAGGUGCGUAUUCAAGGAAGAAAAGUGCAAAGUUAAAGUAACCACAACAACAGGGAAAGAUGGGAAAACAAACACCACAGGGAGCAAUUCGUUUGUCAUUAACAAGGCCCCUCUUUUGCUUGCAUUCUCCCUCGCAUUAUUAAAUUUCUAA
Messenger RNA from Trypanosoma brucei brucei TREU927, 1515 nucleotides. RefSeq names its product variant surface glycoprotein (VSG), putative. The record is from RefSeq and is a predicted model, not a curated record. NCBI's taxonomy places the organism in Eukaryota, Euglenozoa, Kinetoplastea, Trypanosomatida, Trypanosomatidae. The transcript has a single exon. Bases 1 to 1515 code for a protein of 504 amino acids.